Molecule: messenger RNA, 1909 nt
Organism: Labrus mixtus (cuckoo wrasse)
Lineage: Eukaryota; Metazoa; Chordata; Actinopteri; Labriformes; Labridae
Product: N-alpha-acetyltransferase 80
Exons: 2
Coding region: 1-1137 (378 amino acids)
Biological process (GO): protein acetylation
Cellular component (GO): cytoplasm
Molecular function (GO): acetyl-CoA binding; N-acetyltransferase activity
Source: RefSeq, a predicted model, not a curated record
AUGUACAAAGGCUACGGUCCUCAGUUAAACCCUGAUCACUACAGGUCUCAACCUUUCAUAUCAACAAAUUCCAAACCCGAGAGUGAAGGAGAGCCCAAUGUUGAUGAACGCCACAACUCCACGUCAGACUAUGAGACACAACAUGCUGGCAGUGACUGUGAGAUCUCAGAGUUGGGUAGAGAAGUUAAUCAGAAGCUCCACGCUGGCUCUGAUCAACCCGCAAAGAUCCGCGCUGUUCCGAUCCACCGGCGUCCGGACCUGCUGGUUCCCUGCGCUGACCUCGUCAACUCCGAGUGGCAGAGGAGCCAGGCGGCCCGGGUCCACUCCCUCCAGAAGUCCUGUCCAGAGUUCCCCGUCUGUCUGGUUCUCCUGCAGGGACGCAGAGAGACGGAGCGCCUGCUGGGCCACGCUCGCCUCUCCCAGGUUGUAGGUCACACCAGCUGCCUGUUCGUGGAGUCCGUGGUCGUGUCCGAGGCCGAGCGAGGGCGGGGCUACGGCCGGACUCUUAUGGAGGAGGUCGAGCGCUAUGCAAAAAGCAGAGGGUUCAAGCGCCUGUGCCUGACCACGCACGACAAGCAGCACUUCUACGCCCACAUCGGCUACGUGCUGUCCACGCCGGUGCAAAACGCCGGUGCCAUGACGGCGUUUGUUCCCAUGGAGAUGCUGUUGAGGUUCUCCAGGAUGCCUAGUGAAGAGGGGAACACACAGAGAGAGACAUGGGCAAAGAUGGAGGCUAAAGUCCCACAAGGGUCACCUCCACCUUCUGGUUUACCCCCUCCUCCCCCACCUCCACCUCCUCCUCCCAUGCCUCCUCCUCCACCCCUUUCUUCCAUCUCGUCUCCUCCCCCACCUCCUCCUCCUCCUCCCCCACCUCCACCUCCUCCUCCCAUGCCUCCUCCUCCACCCCUUUCUUCCAUCUCGUCUCCUCCCCCACCUCCUCCUCCUCCUCCCAUACCUCCACCUCCUCCUCCCUUGCCACCUCCAUCCAUCCCUCCUCCCCCUCCCCUUUCUUCCAUCCCCUCUCCUCCCCCGCCUCCUCCUCAGGCUGCAGGUCCGCCUGUCGUUCAGACUCUGACUGAAACUCCCUACAGGGAUGCCAAAGGAGUUCCCAUCUUUUGGAUGCACAAAGACAUUUGACCCUCUGUGAACUCAAACAUCAAGUCAACACAACAAGCACACAGGAUUGUUGUUUCAGUGAAAGCAAACUGUUGAAGUAAACCAAAGAGAUGCAGAAACAAUCAAGUACACAUCCACAUUCACUUCCUACAUUUUGAAGAGUUAAGAGUCGAUAAAAGCUCUAAUCUUGAAUGUGAUGUGGCAAAAGAAUAUUACAACACAAAUAACGAAGCACACACGUACAAAGAAAACAAGACAAGGUACAAUUUAAGUGCACAACCAGAGAUUUCUUGUUAUGCUAAAAAAAAAAGAUAAUCACUAAAUACAUCAGUGUACGGAAGACGAUUAGGGCCAGGUGAACAUGUUGAACAGUAUUAUAAGAGCAAACCUAUUUUGGCCAAUCUGAAAAACUGGAACAAGAAAACUUACCUUUGCCUUUAGAGCAGCCAUUGCCUUAAAAUGUUGCCGACCUCCUGUGUGUGUGUGUGUGUGUGUGUGUGUGUGUGUGUGUGUGUGUGUGUGUGUGUGUGUGUGUGUGUGUGUGUGUGUGUGUGUGUGUGUGUGUGUGUGUGUGUGUGUGUGUGUGUGUGUGUGUGUGUGUGUGUGUGUGUGUGUGUGUGUCUGUGUGUGCUGCUGAUCGAUCAUGUGAUACUGUUACUGUGAGUUGAAACGUGCCUUGUUGAACUGAAGCCUUGUUGAGUUUGAAAGAUUGAGAGGUUUGAGAGUGAUGCAUCUUAUCUGGUCUGAUACUUGAACAUGAACAUAAUGUCAAUUAAAAGAAAUGAAUGAUGAA